AUGCUUGACUUUGGCCGUGGUUCGGAAGAAGCGACCAGGACGAAAUGGAGGCCAGAAGGAGAGUCGCUCGCCCGAAGUGAACGGCACGUUCCAGUUUCUCCAACGCAUGGUGAUCUUCCGGUGGAGAUGAUGUCGCCCGAAGAAUACAAACUGCAUCAGCUUCGAGUGCGUGGCCUUCUACGAGCGGUCGAGCAAGGUCCUUCGCCUGGAUUUGAACGUAAUGAAGGACACAGAAGGCGGGAAGAGAAGUUCAAGAUUGUUCCAGUGCCGACGAGAUUCGAGCCGGCUGACGCGCUUCCGGAGCACAUGGUGAACAGAAGGGUGGCAGAUGGCCUAUUGGACGCGAUUGAAAGUGUUGAGGCUAAAUCUUCACCUCUCGGGCCAGUAGAGGCAGCGGUGAAGGAGGCGGAAGAUGAGUGGAAGCGGUGGAACCAGCGGCAGCAGAGGCAGUAUUGGGUGUGA
Molecule: messenger RNA, 462 nt
Organism: Pseudocercospora fijiensis CIRAD86
Lineage: Eukaryota; Fungi; Ascomycota; Dothideomycetes; Mycosphaerellales; Mycosphaerellaceae
Exons: 1
Coding region: 1-462 (153 amino acids)
Source: RefSeq, a predicted model, not a curated record